AUGAAGCUGUCAAAUCAGUCUGAGGUGCCUGUCUACACCAUCUCCGGCUCGAACACUGCUCGGCCGCUCCCUGAAUGGCUUGCCAGACGGCGAAAGCGCAGUUUGAAAAAUGACCCGGAGUAUGCGAAUCGAGUUGAAUUGCUUCAGGACUUUGAAUUCGAAGAGGCUAGUCAAUGUGUUAGAGUCAGUGAGGAUGGAGAAUGGGUUAUGAGCACAGGAACCUACAAGCCCCAGAUUCAUACCCAUUAUCUUCCCCAACUAUCUCUAUCAUGGGCUCGCCAUACGGUUGCCCUCAACACCACCUUCUUGCUUCUUUCUUCCGACUACUCGAAAUCUCUUCACCUGCAAUCUGACCGUUCUCUCGAAUUCCACACCCCUUCAGGAUGCCAUUAUACAACAAGACUCCCCCGAUAUGGUCGCGACCUUGUUUACCACAGACAGUCAACUGAGGCCUUAGUGCCAUCAGUCGGAGUGAACCAGGAUGGUAUGGGAGAGGUCUUUCGGUUGAAUAUGGAGCUUGGUCGAUACAUGCGAAGUUUUGAAAUUGAUGUUGGCGGCGACGAUUUUACCUCUGCGGGUGGAGGAACUUUACAGGGUGGAAUUAACACAGGUGCUGUGAAUACGGGAGCAGUCGCGGAGGAAAGUCACAACCUUCUCGCUUUCGGAACUACAGCAGGCACAGUGGAACUUUGGGACCCUAGAGCUAAAGGCAGGGCAGGAGUGCUAUCACCGCCAACACAAACUGUGCCGUUUGAUGGAAGGUCUGAGAUUACGGCCUUGGAGUUCCAACGCUCGGGUUUGACGCUGGGUACUGGUUCUUCAAACGGUCUUAUCCACCUUUACGAUCUUCGGUCCCCCGUUCCGCUUCUCAAGAAGGACCAAGGAUAUGGCUUCCCUAUCCACACUUUGAAAUUCCUCCAGCCGUCUACUGCCACACGUGAACAGACUAUGGACCCCAAGAUUCUCUCAUCUGAUAAGAAGAUUAUCAAGAUCUGGGACCCGCGCGAUGGUACUCCUUGGACUUCUGUUGAACCUGCUGUGGAUAUCAAUUCGGUUGAUUGGUGUAGGGAUAGUGGAAUGAUUUUGACAGCGAAUGAAGGGCGACAACAGCACGCUUUCUUCGUACCCCAACUUGGUCCGGCUCCUAAGUGGUGUUCGUUCCUGGAUAACCUCGUCGAAGAGAUGGCAGAAGACCCCAACGACCCUAACUCAUUCGCCACUGGCCAAACGGGCUCUGUUUAUGACAACUACAAGUUCUUGACAGUUCCCCAGCUGCGGACUUUGAACUUGGAGCACUUGAUUGGCAGAACAAACCUCCUUCGACCUUACAUGCAUGGUUACUUUGUGGCCCAGCGGUUGUAUGAGGAAGCUAGGUUGAUUACCAACCCAUAUGUUUGGGAGGAAGAACGUGCGAAGAGAGUGAAGGAGAAGAUUGACAAGGAGCGCGAGAGCCGUAUCAGAGGCAAGAAGAAGGCCGCCGUCAAGGUCAACAAGAGGUUGGCGGAGAGGCUUCUUAAUGCCGAGGAGAAGAAUGAGCGCCGGAGGGCACAGCGUGUGCUGCAGCAAGGAGGUGAUGCAGAGAUGGUCGAUGCACCCGCCACUGCGCCCGCUUCCGAGGAACCCAAGGGUCUACUGGGUGAUAGCCGUUUCACGAAGUUGUUUGAGGAUGCGGAUUUCGCUGUUGAUGAAACUUCUCGAGAAUUCCAGAUGCUCAACCCUAGCACUCUUCCCCAACCUGCUGAAAGGAAGGAAAGAGGCUUGACAGCAGCUGAGCAAGAAGAGGUUGAUGAUGUCCCUGGCUCUAGUUCCGAUGACUCUGAAUCUGAGAGCGAACACGAAAAACCGGCGAAGAACGAAUCCUCCGGCCGAAUUUCCACAUCGUCGUACAAGCGUACAAACCGAGCCCAGCAGCCACGGAUGCAAGUGUCUUCUUCCACGAACACCACCUCUGCCCGUGACCGUUCCUUCGGAUCGCGGGCACAGAACAUGCGAACGAAGCAGAAGCCAGCUCGCCGUGGAGGAGUUGUUGGUGAACAGGCAGUCACCUUCACACCUCACGUCAAGUCGAAGAAGCCCAAGUUCGACCAAGCCCCAGCGCGCUCCGACUCCAACAGCUUCCGAGCCAAGGAGCGACGAAGUGCUUCUGGAAACACUUUCCGAAAAAUGUGA
Molecule: messenger RNA, 2169 nt
Organism: Aspergillus wentii DTO 134E9
Lineage: Eukaryota; Fungi; Ascomycota; Eurotiomycetes; Eurotiales; Aspergillaceae
Product: WD repeat NOL10/ENP2 family protein
Exons: 2
Coding region: 1-2169 (722 amino acids)
Biological process (GO): maturation of SSU-rRNA from tricistronic rRNA transcript (SSU-rRNA, 5.8S rRNA, LSU-rRNA)
Cellular component (GO): small-subunit processome; 90S preribosome; nucleolus
Molecular function (GO): protein binding
Source: RefSeq, a predicted model, not a curated record